AUAUUUAGAGAAUGAUGAAUGCCUGCGAGAUUUUUACCAUAUUAAAUAGAUACAUUUUAUUUGUUCAUCAGUUAUAUUGUUUAUUCAUAAAAUUUAUUGAUUUAUUCAUUUUUCUUCACUGUCUCAAUAUAUAUCAUUCUCCAUGGAACCAUACCCUGUUAGCGGCACUAUCAUAUAUAUUUAAUGUGUGACUUUUUUGUUUUACUUACCAUUUCCAACUUUGAACAACACUUAAAAAGAGCAUUUUUCUGAAAUCAAGAGAUCGAUCGACAUCAACAUGGCAGAAGCGGCGAUCUCAUCUUUGGUGGAAUUGCUGGGCGAUCAGCUCAUCCAGAAGGUGAAAUUCCUACGAGGCGUCGAGGGAAAGGUGGAGUCGCUGAAAGCCGAGCUCAAGAGGAUGCAAUGCUUUCUGGAAGACGCCAACAAAAAGCAAUUUGAAGACAAGAAUGUGCAAAAUUGGAUAUCGGAGAUCAGAGAGGUGGCUCAGGAUGCCGAAGAUACCAUCGAGAUGUUCCUCAUCAACGUUGAGAACUCGAAGAGUAAGGGGCUUCUCAAACGAUGCACUAGGUUCGCGAGGCGUAUGUACGAGCUCAACAGAAUUGGGGAUGAGAUUGAAUCAAUCCUUGCUAAGAUCGACGCCAUUGACAAGAGCCGCGAGAGGUAUGGCAUUAAAGAUUUUGGCAAGGAGGCGACGGCGGACUCAGGGUGGAGAUUGCAAGUUGAAUCACGGCGGCGGUUGUCUCCUUUGAAAACCGACGAACACCUGGUGGGCGUGGAAGAGGAUGUGAAAAAACUGCUAGAAGAAUCAAUUCUUAAUGAGGAGAGGAUGGGGCUUUCGAUUGCGGUGUUAGAGGGUAUGGGUGGGAUAGGCAAAUCUACACUUGCCCGAGCAGUAUACAACCACUGCGACGUCUUGGGUCGAUUUGACAGCCGUGGCUGGGUUGUGGUGUCGAGUGAAUUUACACCACAGGAGACGAUCAAACAGCUUAUCUUCCAGCUGCAAAGGUCUCAUCAAGACAAACAGAAGCUGCUUGACGAAAUAAAGAAAUUGGAGGAGUCGAUUAAGGAUACACUAUUUGUCCAAGAGGAGCUUAAACAAAUGCUUCAUAAGGAAUUGGAUGGCAAAUCAUAUUUCAUUGUUCUGGAUGAUGUCUGGGAGAAGGAACAUUUAGAAUCUCUCAUGAGUGCUUUCCCAAAUCAACAAGAUAAAACAAGUAGAUUAUUGGUUACGACUCGCAACAAGAUUGUUACAAAGUAUGAUCAAUAUGUGCACAUGAUGAAGCUUCUAGAUCGCGAGAAGGGCUGGGAGUUGCUGUUGAAGAAUGCAUUCAUUAGAAACACUAAUGGAAAAUAUCCAGAAGAGUUUGAGAGCAUAGGCAGACAAAUCGUGGAAAAAUGUCAUGGUCUACCAUUAGCUAUCAGUGUGGUAGGAGGGCUACUCAGGGAAACACAAAGCAAUAGUGGGUGCAUGUGGGAACAAGUUCUUAACCAAAUAAACUCUUAUUUGGAAAGGACUGAAAGCAGCGUACCAACAAUUUUGGAGUUGAGUUAUCACAAUUUGUCUCCGCAGCUGAAAUCAUGCUUCUUGUGCUUAGCUUUUUUCAAGGAAGACUCUACCAUCCCUGCAAAAAGGCUGAUAAAUAUAUGGGUUGGACAAGGCUUGAUCCAACAGGAAGGAACCAGAACAACACAUGAGAUAGCAAGAGGUUGUUUAAAUGAGUUGAUCAAUCGAAGCAUGCUUCAAGUUGAGAAUCUAACCAUUGAUAAUCGGGUAAGGACUUGUCGCCUCCAUGAUCUUCUUCGCGAGGUAUGUUUAAGAAAAGCAAAGGAGGAAAUAGGCUUGGAGAUUGUAAAGGGGGAGGAGGGUUCUUCAUCACAAUCCUCAUAUAAACCUCGUCAUCGUGUUGUCUAUGGCAAAAACCUCGAGGCCUUCUCGCGGGGUCAGAAUAAGCAUCUUCGCUCUCUUUUCCUACUUAACGUCAAUGGUGAUAGUAGUAAAUUUUAUUUGACUACACCAUCUCGUUACUGGAAGCGCUUUCAACUCCUUAAGAUGCUUGACCUUGACGGCUUUGCGUUUCAAAGAUUGCCCGACUCUUUUCGACUAUUGAUUGGAUUGAAGUACUUGAGAAUACACAGACCACAAUAUUUGAUGGAUUGCGUACUGGAGCUCCCAAGCUGGUUGAAUGACUUAAAAAACCUCGAGGUUCUUGAUCUAGAGAAUGAGCUCAUAGUGUUCCCGAAUGUUGCACUGCAAAUGGAAAAACUACGUCACUUCCACAUAUACAGUGUCUGGGGCCAACCAAUGAGCAUUGAGAAUUGGAGAAAUAUUGAGAGUGUGAAAGGCAUGAGGCUAAAGGAUUGGCUAGAAUGCAGCCCAAAAUUAAUGGCAAGUCGUCAUGUUCGGGAAUUGAGCAUAUAUAUGAGCGAAAUAGAAGAAAACAACGAUUUGAGCAUGGCGAGAGCGUCGUUGGAAAAGAUGACGAAUCUUGUGGAGCUACACCUAAAAUUCAAUCAAGCUUGUGUGAACAGAACACACAUCAUUCCCCAGCUCGGCAGCAUCACUAAACUCAAACUGUACGGUGGCUGGAUGCUCGAAUGUCCUGAUGCGAGUAAAUUCCCUCCAAAUCUUACUCACCUUACAUUGAAGAUUGCAAAGCUAUUUGAGGAUCCGAUGCCAAAAUUGGGUAAGCUGCCGAAGCUGCAGUUUCUCAAGGUAUCUGAAUACGCUUACAAGGGUUGGAACAUGAAAGUGUUGUGUGAUGGGUUCCCCUGCCUCGAAGCCCUCUCCCUCAAAAACAUGCUUUACUUGAGUAGUAUCGAUAUAGAAGAAGGUGGAAUGCCGCACCUCAAGCAUCUCCGGAUCCAUAAAUGCGAGAAGCUGGAUGCUAAGAAUCUGUGGGAGCACAUCAAGACCACAACAGUGUAUAAUUAGUUAUAAGGCAGAUUGCGUAGUUACAAACUUGCAAUGCAUAACUUUGUCUCUGUUUUGCGUUAUAUUAUAUUUUGCGUUUAUGUGGUUCGAUAACAUUUUCAGCUGCAUCUGCAGUAUGUAUCUCCAACGGAUCGGGUUCAUUGCUGUAGCUAAAA
Molecule: messenger RNA, 3087 nt
Organism: Salvia miltiorrhiza (redroot sage)
Lineage: Eukaryota; Viridiplantae; Streptophyta; Magnoliopsida; Lamiales; Lamiaceae
Product: disease resistance protein RPH8A-like
Exons: 2
Coding region: 278-2932 (884 amino acids)
Biological process (GO): defense response to other organism
Molecular function (GO): ADP binding
Source: RefSeq, a predicted model, not a curated record